Psilocybe cubensis is the source of this 6246-nucleotide messenger RNA. RefSeq lists its product as uncharacterized. Bases 1 to 6246 code for a protein of 2081 amino acids. Gene Ontology annotation, biological process: secondary metabolite biosynthetic process; fatty acid biosynthetic process. NCBI's taxonomy places the organism in Eukaryota, Fungi, Basidiomycota, Agaricomycetes, Agaricales, Agrocybaceae. The record is from RefSeq and is a predicted model, not a curated record. Gene Ontology annotation, molecular function: 3-oxoacyl-[acyl-carrier-protein] synthase activity; fatty acid synthase activity. The transcript has 7 exons.
AUGGCAUCCAAAUGCUCUAAUCCCAUCUUCUUGCCCGCUUUCGGGGGUCAAGGAACGUUGUAUCAGGAUUUGUUUGGUUACAAGACCGACCUGACCUCGCUCUCGUCCUUCGGAAUAACACUGCUUUCUGCCUGCCAUGCUGCCUUUCUGUCCGACCUUGCAGCGCUGGAGGUUCAAGAACUUGCUACUGUGGGUAUAUGCGCAUCCGAAUUUACGGAAAGGGAAUCGCUUUUACGCCCUCGUAAUAAUCUGUUAUUCAACAACCCAGCAUUCUGCGGUCCCCAUUUAUUGCUCAGUCAGACCCUCUUAUACCUUUCAUUUUCUGAACGUCAUGCCGCGGCUUCGAGACCGAUCCCAUUUUUGGAUAUUCUAGGGUCUAACUCUCAUUAUGGCGUUGGAAUUCUUGGGUUUUCAUCUGGUAUUAUUGCUGCUUGCGUGGUUGCGUCGUCCUCGAACAUUCUUCAAUUCAUAACCCACGCUGUCGACGCCUAUCGUUUUGCAUUUUGGAUAGGAGUUCGAUCCCAGCUUUACCGCUCAAGCCUUGUCGAAAUAAGCGACGUUGCUCCGCAUCCUUGGGCAAUCGUAUUAAUGGGAACUAGCCGGGAGUGUCUACUAAGGUCUAUCGAACAUUUUAAUAAGGAUAGUGAUAUGGAUCGCAUUUUCUUAACAGCUGUACUGGACGAUGGUCGUUAUACUGUUUCAGGGCACCCUCGAGAUCUCAAUCUGUUUGUCCAAACGUUACCCAAUGGCGUCGCUUCUCAUGUUACCGCAAUCAACACCCUUUAUCAUUGCCCUUCACUUCUCCGAGGCGUUCGUGAUGCCGUUCUCCAUGACGUUAUGUCGAAGCAGAUUAAAUUUCCUACCUUCUUGGAUUUGCUGGCGCCUAUACGCUCUUCAUUUUCUGGGGAACGUUUGUCCAACACCACGCCUGGAUCUUUGGUCGAAACGGUAACUGAUUUGAUUUUAAUGAAGCCUGUUCUUUGGGACGCAGUUCUUCAUCAAACUGUGUCAGCUUUGCCGCCGGAUAAUCGUGUCGUUCUAAUCGAUAUAGAACUGGGGCCAAGUCUUGUCCGAGGCUUUCAACUCACAGCUUGCCGUAAUGGCAUCCAGGACUUCCAUACGGUAUAUCCGAAAGAAGAAGCUAUGCCGACAUGCGAACAUAAGCAAGACCUAGUAGCUAUAAUUGGUAUGGCUGUUAAUAUGCCGGGUGCCCCGUCAACAAGAGAACUUUGGGAAAUUAUAAAGGAUGGCCACAACACUGUGGAAAAGAUUCCUCCAAAUAGAUUCUUAUUUGAAGAAGGAGGCCGUACAAUGCGGGCGAGAACGGGUAACUUCAUCCAUGAUGUCGAUCACUUCGAUAAUAGGUUUUUCAAUAUCAGUCCACGAGAGGCAAAAAGUAUGGAUCCACAACAAAGAAUUUUGCUACACGCUGCAUAUGAAGCACUGGAAAAUGCUGGCUAUGUUCCAUAUGGUAGUCCAACUUUUAAUCCAGCUACGAUCGGUUGUUACGUUGGCGCUGCUACGCAUGAUUAUGCCUUAAAUUUAAGAAAUAACAUCGAUGUUUACUACGCUACUGGAACCUUGAACGCUUUCAUCAGUGGACGCGUAUCAUAUUGUCUUGGAUUGAGCGGCCCCUCCAUUGUUUUCGACACAGCAUGUUCUUCUUCCUUUGUUGCGAUCCACCAGGCGUGUCGUGCUCUCAUGAAUAGGGACUGUCAUGUUGCUCUAGCUGGUGGUGUCAAUGUCAUCUCCAGCCCUGACAUGUUCAUCGGUCUGGACCGAGGUCAUUUUCUCAAUUCGUCCGGGCAAUGUAAGCCUUUUGAUGCAUCUGCAGACGGGUACUCUCGUGGAGAGGGAUGCGGGAUAUUUGUCCUCAAACGCCUUACUGAUGCGGUCCGCGAAAACGAUCAAAUCUUGGGAGUGAUUAGGGGUGUCGAAGUCAACCAAAGUGGCAAAGGUUCAUCCAUUACCCAUCCGCAUUCUCCAACACAAGAGGAACUCCUCAAAAGACUUCUCAUGAAAUCGGAUGUCGACUUUAAUUCCGUCAACGUCGUUGAAGUUCAUGGGACUGGCACUCAGGCAGGAGAUACGGCUGAGAUGGAAAGUAUUCGGCGUCUUUUGCUAGCCGAUAAUCGCGCGCCCGACAAUCCCCUUUAUAUCACCUCAAUCAAAUCCAACAUUGGCCAUCUGGAGGCAGCGUCGGGAUGUGCCAGUUUAGCGAAGAUUUUGCUGAUGCUCAGACAUGAGAUGAUACCGCGACAAAUUCCCUUAUCAGCUUUGAACCCCCAAAUCACACGUCUAUUUUCCGAUAAAUGUAUUCUCCCUACCCGAAACGUUCCUUGGAUGCCGCCCAAACGCAAAACGCCGCGGAUGGCAAUUGUCAAUAAUUUCGGGGCAGCUGGAUCAAACACGGCUCUUUUACUCCAGGAAUAUGUCCCCCAAGAGUCAACAAGACCUGACGCAAGGGUAUCCUCAUACGUCUUUGGAAUAUCGGCAAAGGACGAGGAUGCAUUGGAGGCAUUGCGCUCAAAAUAUCUAUCGUGGUUACAGCGCCCAAGUACCCACGAUAUUUCGAUUUUGGACAUCGCAUAUACGUCAACGGCGCGAAGGCAACUUUUCUCGUAUCGCCUGGCCACCUCUGCGGGCAGUAUUGAACAACUUGUACAGAAGUUGGAAAAGGAAUUGAUCGUGCAUGUGCCUUGUAACGAAGUCGGUCCUGAGGUCGUCUUCGUGUUUUCCGGUCAAGGUCACAAAUCUAACGAGAUGGCGCGUUCCUUAUAUAAAACAUCAGCAGUUUUUAGACGCCAUAUCGAUGAGUGCAAUUCAGUUCUAAUAUCAAACGGAUUUGCCCCAAUCGUUCCCGUAAUAGUUGGAAGUGGUGACGAUCAGCAUUUGGUGCCGGCGGUACAAAGAGAGGAAGUGAUCCCAACAGCAACAUUUGCAUUGCAAUAUGCCCUUUCGAAACUUUGGAUUACGUGGGGCAUCAUGCCCGUCGCGGCCGUGGGCCAUAGGUCCGUAUUCCGACAUAAUAUCAAUAGACUUGAGACUAAGGUGGCUAAACGUAGUCUGGGAGAGUAUGCCGCUCUCGUAACGGCUGGCGUUUUGCGACUUGAAGAUGCUAUUAUAAUCGUUGCUACGAGGGCGCGUCUGGUGCUAGAACGAUGCCCGCCGAUGGCGACUGGAAUGGUUGCCAUUUCACUUGAACCUACCAAGCUACAGCACAUUCUAGACUCAAGCCAAAGCUUCGCAAACACAUCGAUUGCGUGCUAUAACUCACCUGGAGACUGCGUAGUCUCUGGUCCUCUCCACGAACUUGAGGGCCUUAUAUCAUAUUUACAAAAAGAAGGUUCUGGAAGGUUUACUCGACUAGAUGUUCCCUAUGGUCAUCAUUCUCCUUUGAUGUCGCAUCUGACAGGUGAUCUUGUCGAACUUGCAGGGAAGGCUAUGAUUUUUCCGCCACGCAUUCCUUUCCUUUCCACUGUUCUAGGGCGUGUAAUCAUUCCAGGAGACCGGACAUUCCUUUCUCAGGACUAUUUUGCUCGUCAAUGCGUCGAACCUGUCAAAUUUACGGAGGCGAUUGGGUCUUACUUAUCCAACUACUCAGGGAAGCGCAUUUGGCUAGAAAUCAGCCCGCAUCCCAUUAUCUUGCCCAUGCUGAGAUCCUUUCCAGUCUUAUCCGAUUCUCCACUUUUAGCUUCGCUGCGCGCAUGCGAAGAUUCUUGGACAUCCUUAUCUAAAAGCCUUACCUCCUUUUACUGUCUUGGGGGGGAAACCGUACGUUGGCGAAGCGUUUUCGGCGAGAUAGGACCUGCUAAAUGCAUUGGCCUACCUUCUUACCCAUUCAAUAAGACUAGUUUCUGGGUUCCAUACGUCGGCGGAAUAGACCAGGAUGGAAAAACGGCGCGAGGCGCACAUUCCUCAUUGAUCAAAGAGUGUGUUCAGUUCCCAGGCGGUGGCAACAAUAAAGAGGCUAUUUUUCGAACUCCAAUUAGUCAAUUCAAACACUUCAUCAAAAGUCAUCUUGUGGGGGGAGUUCCUCUUUGUCCGGCAUCAGUCUAUCUUAAGAUGAUAUCUGGAGCAAUCAACCUAACUGCCGGCUACGCACUUCAGCAUGUGGAAGACACUGAAACUGUUAUGUGUCAGCUCAGCUUCCCAAAUCCUCUCAUUUCGAACGACACAUAUUCCGACGAGGCUUCGAUAGCGAUUACUAUAGACCUCUCAAACAAGUCCUUGUCUCUGGGGUCACGGGCAGCACUGGUAGAACCGCCUGUUACUCACGCGUCUGGAAAAUAUUACACUCAACCAAUUAUGGAAAUAACUCGCCAGUUUGCUCAGAUUUUUCCUUCGAUUGUCGAGCGUGUACACACGAUCGUAAGACUUGCCCGCCACCGAGGUUUGGAAACUUUUUCAGCUCGAACAAUAUAUCGAGUUAUAUUCCCACGUGUGGUGGAAUAUUCACCAAAUUUUCAUACCAUUCAGUCCCUUACAAUGUUAGAUGGUGGCAUGGAGGCAGCUGGAUCGAUGGCCUUACCGUCCGCUGAAUACAAUGCAGUUACCUCUCAUAUCGUCUUUCUGGAUACUUUGAUUCACGCGGCUGGCUUUCUAUGCAAUCUUCGAUCUGGACAAAACGAUGCCUAUGUCUGUGUUGGUAUUGGUUCUCUGGAAGUUCUCUCUAAUGCUAUUCGAGAAGGAGUACCUUAUACGGUCUACUGCAGAAUCACGCCCUUCGAAACUGAAGAACUGGACGUGAUGAUAGGAGAGACCUGUAUAAUAUCAGCUCCUCACUCUACUUUCCUGAUCGCCCAUUGCAAAGCCAUCAAAUUCCAACGCGUACGUAUCAGCAGUUUAAAACGCAAUCUCGGAAGCAAGCAGCGUGUUUCUGCUCUACCUUUAGACCAUCAUGGGUGCCCUUCCUUUUCUUCUGGCAUCGUGGAGGUCGUUAUAAACAUGGUGUCUAAAGCAUGUGACGUCCUGCCAGGAGAUAUAUCUGUUAGCGCCGACCUCAAAAGCCUUGGUGUCGACUCUUUAAUGAGAAUAGAGCUAUCCUAUAGUCUUUCGACAAUGUUUCCAGGAUAUGGAUUUAGACCUCAGGAGCUUUCAUUAUGCAAGACAGUUGCUGACGUUGUUGAAUCAGUGAUAUCAGCGCUUACGACCAAGGUUAACUUGGACGGCCUUGGGGAGAGGUCUUCAAACGUCUCGUCAAGUGGUCCUUCAACACCACGAUCUAUUGUGAGCUCAGAUAUUACGGGUCCCUCGGUGAAAAAGAUCAUAGCUCGUGCAUUAGAAAUCCAUGAAGACAAUAUAAAGGAUUACACCAAACUUUCCAGCUUAGGACUCGACUCUCUUACUUCCAUUGAAAUUGCCAAUUCUCUCCGUCAGGAAUGGAAAGUAAAUGUUCCUGCAAAUUUGUUCAACUCCUGUGACACGAUUUUGGAUAUCAAAACCCAGAUUCCAGAACUUCAGCAAUCAGUACCUUCAACAUUAGUAUGUCGAUUUCCGCUCACCAUUGAACGCCGUAAUAACGAUAGCUUGACAUCACAGACAUAUUUUUCAUUGUUGCAAACAGGGAACCCGGAGCAUGUACCCUUAGUCUUAGUGCACGAUGGAACUGGCUUGACAGGGCCUUAUACUCGACUUUCGAAUUUAGGUCGUCCAGUAUGGACGAUUUCCAACCCAUCCGGGCUGUCAUCUCAUAUUUGGAGCUCUUUAGAGGAGAUGGCUGAGUCAUAUUCACGAACUGUGCUUCAUAAAAUACACGGUCCUGUAAUCCUAGGAGGAUGGUCAUUUGGUGGAGUGGUUGCUUUCGAGAUGGCGAGACAGAUUCGAGAAAAAUCUUUAGAUGUUCUCGGUCUAGUCCUCAUAGACUCCCCUUCACCUCUCGUCAGCGCGCAGCUCUCAUCAGGCCUCAUCGACAAAAUAGUGAAACACUUGGAACCCAAUGCGCAAGAUUUUUGCAAAUCGCAGCUGAUGACAAAUUCAGAAUUACUGAGAAAAUACUCGCCAUGGGAUUUCACGCAUAAGUAUCCGUUGGUUUUCCUGAUGUCAGAACAACCAUACCCCACGUUUGACGAUUUCGACAUUCCAGCAUGGCUGUCCGACCGUAGCAGUAAAUCAUCCGCAACCUUUGGAUGGGAAAUAUUGUCCGAAGGACCCAUUGAGACUUUCAGUAUCCCUGGACAUCACUUUCAAGCGUUUGAUCCGCAAAACGUCAGCAUAUCAUCUUUCCUUUCUUCCCAGAGCCGCUGA